Macroventuria anomochaeta is the source of this 1119-nucleotide messenger RNA. RefSeq lists its product as uncharacterized. The coding region runs from base 1 to 1119 and encodes 372 amino acids. The transcript has a single exon. NCBI's taxonomy places the organism in Eukaryota, Fungi, Ascomycota, Dothideomycetes, Pleosporales, Didymellaceae. The record is from RefSeq and is a predicted model, not a curated record.
AUGGACAAGGCCAAGGCAGCUAUCACCGACUUCAUGUCCAAGUCUGGACAUCACGACACCACUGUCCACGAGUCCGUUGCCCCUGCUAUUCAGCACGAGGUUGUUAAGCCCCACGUUCACGAGGAGGUUCAGACCGCUGUCGACAAAGAGGUUCACCAAGACCACUACCACCGCACUGUCCAGCCCGUCCAGGACCGCGAGGUCCUCCCUGAGACACACACUGCCAAGCUCGGCGCUGUUCAGCAGCGCGAGUUUGACCACCGUGAUCACGACAGCACAAAGAGGAACCUCAUCGACGAGCAGGCACGCUUCAAGGAUGAGCGCCGUGUAGAUGCUACCACCCACAGCCAGAGCGCUGCUGCUGCCAUUGGUGGUGAACAUGUUCACCAUCACAUCCACGAGACUAUCCAGCCUGUGGUUCAGAGGGAGACCAUCCAGCCCAACGUUGUUCACACUACCGUUCCUAUCCACGAGAUUCACCACAACAAGGCUACCCACCACAGCACCACUGCUCUGCCCGCUAUGACCAUGUCUGAGUUCACUGCCAAGGGUGGAGCUCUCACUGGCCGUGAGGAGCGCUACGACGCCUUUGAGGGUGUCCCCAAGAACAUCGGUGCCGGCACUGCUGGUGGCUUCGGCGCCAUCCGCGAGGGUGAGGGUCACCGUGACCACCACCACGUCGCUGGUGCUCCCCGCCACGGUGACUACGACAACACUGCCCGUCACGGCAACGACGCCACUGGCCUCAACCAGCGUGAGUUGAACGCUGCUCAAGGUGUCAACACUGGCUCCGGUCUCACUGGCACACACUCUCACCACCGUGAGGGAGGUGCCGCCGGCGCCCUCGCUGGUGCUGCCGCUGCUGGCGCUGCCGGCCACCACGGCCAGCAGCACAACGACUUCGCUCGCGACAACCGCACCCACACCACCAAGGAUGGUCUCCCUGAUGCCCUAACUGAGCACCGCUCAAGGGCCGAUGCUCACAACACCCACACCCGUGGCUCCUCUUCUUCCUCCUCCGACAACGGUACCGGAGAGCACAAGAAGCCUGGUCUGAUGGACAAGCUCAACCCCAAGGUUGACGCUGACGGCGAUGGCAAGCGUGGUUUCAUGAAAUAG